Messenger RNA from Wickerhamiella sorbophila, 3519 nucleotides. RefSeq lists its product as hypothetical. The record is from RefSeq and is a predicted model, not a curated record. The transcript has a single exon. Lineage: Eukaryota; Fungi; Ascomycota; Dipodascomycetes; Dipodascales; Trichomonascaceae. Bases 1 to 3519 code for a protein of 1172 amino acids.
AUGUCUUUCUCUGCGGCCACUCUGGAGAUGCCGCAGGGUCAGAAAGACGUCGACCCCGCGUUAGACGCUCUCGCGCCUUCAGGCCUUGUCCUCCGCGGGGUUUCAUCCGUGCAUUCCUUGCGGGAUAUCCCCUAUGUUGAGGACAUGAGCGUACAGAUUGAAAGUAUCACAGAGGCCGUACACCGGUCUUUUUCGAUAUCAAGCAUAGCCUCUUCUGCCAAUGCCUCUAUGUCGACCAUGGCCCAACCCCCGCCAACCCAGAAACCCCCGCAUUCGCCGGGCGUCGGGGCGGGCCAGGCACCAUCAAUGUCUGCCGGCAUUGCACCUGCUACACCUGUAUCUAAUCUUCAAGCUGUGCUUGAGCUAAGAUCAGAGUAUCAGCGGGCCUCCAAGUUCAUCGAGCAAAAUGGAAAGCUGUGCAUGACCAGUAUCAUCCUCAGCAGCAUCAUCGAACGCAUCUCUAGCAGCUUUGACCAGGCUGUUAUUGACUAUUUAUCUUCUGCUUCCAGCAUUGCUUCGGUAGAUGCCCAAUAUUUCGCCAACUCGUACCAUCAACUUCACGACUUUUAUCGACAUCUUUGUCGUAUUGGUCCGCUCGCGGCUAUUCUUCCUAAUGCAUCUCGGCUUUCAACGCUAGUCAAAUGGGACUACCGUCAAAUGAUAAACUCCUUUCUGACUUUAAUUCGCACAUCACCUGGCUUUAUUGCUGCUUCUUAUCGAGAAUUAGAGCCCGCGCAGGCCGCGGCUUUCUUGGGGAGCCAGGAUACCGACAUUGUUGAUCGCGUCAAGCUCGCCCAGCGCAGGGACCCGUUAGGGAUUCUUUACCAUGGUGUUUUUCAUAACAGUCCUUAUCGAGCGAAUUUCUUCGCUGCAGUGUGUGCUUCUGUGCUUUUGGAAAACGAGGAUGACAAUCUAUGUUUGGCGAUCUUCAACCGGUUCAACAGCAGACCACUACCGCGUGAAACUGCCAAACAACUGACCAAUUUUCUCCGAACUUAUAUUUCCAAUGGUUUGUUUCUUGCCGCUCCUACCCAGUCCACACCAACGUGCGAAGUUGGAGAAGACGACUACGUCAACACCGCAGUUUCUCGUCUUAUUGCCUUGCUGGUCAAGCCUGAUGGCGUACUGUCUCGUCAAUUCACAGAACUUAUGGUAGCCCUCGAUCAACAGGUUGCAAACGAGCUUGUCGAGCAGCUGGCCAUCAAAUAUUUUGUUUGUUUCGUGCGAUCUUUAAUUUGUGACCCUCACUCCAGUGGCCUCCUUACUGAUAUGUAUAUCAGUGAAAAUACAAGACGUUAUAUAUUAUCCCCAUUGGUUGAUCGCAUCUCUUGCAUUAUCGAAGAUCCUUAUGGCCGUGAUCUGUUGGACGCUUUGAUCGGCCGAAGUCUGCCCGAGCCUACAGAUAUAAACAUGUUUUUUGCCCCUGGUGAGCAUAUCGUUUUGAAUAUGACCGAUAUUGUAACGUUAUUCAACGCUCUUUUACCUGUCAACGUGGGUGCUGCUGCUGCGGUCCCUUCCAAUGGCGAUGACGACGCCGAUGACGAUGACGAAAACGAGUGGUGCUUUUCCAACAUCAGAUCUGACCUUGAGCCAGUGAUCAAAGAACUCACUGGCAGCUUGCCUCAUCUUUCUAACCGUUUGAAUCGAAAUUCAGUCACCGAACCAGGAAUUUUCGCUGAGCAUUGGCAAGUUUUCAAAAUCGAAGCAGAUGGACUUAUCAACGAUAUCAGCGAAACACUUUGGCCCACAGAAGCUCCAUUGGAUGUUGUGGUUUUAGCAUUGACUGGUGAUAGUUCCAAGAGCGUUUACGAAAUGCUAGCAGAUGCCAUUCGAGAGGCAGAAGAUUCCGGCAACUUUCUCGAUCAAAUGCUGUUAGGGGCUGCCCUAAAGAAACCCGCGCCUCAACUGUUGGGUGAAAUUGCUCACAAGCUGGAGUGCAAUCUUGAAUUUUUGACUCAAAACGUUGAAAAACUCGAGACUUUGCUCGAAAAGUCGCUCGAGAGACUUUCUGUCCAACAGGAACUACUCCAUGGGUGUAUGCAACGACUCAGUAACCAGCGGGCGAUUGUGUGGUACGAGAGUGAGGUGAGAACUUGUGCAAAUUGGCAGCGCGCGAGUGAUGUGAUUGGCAUUUUACGGGGCGAAAAAGCACUGCAGCGUAGCAACAGUGGCUCAUCAACAACUUCAACUGUUUCUUCAGUAACGCGGCGAUCUUCACGAGCUCGUAGACUGUCUAUUUUGAGCACUCACAGUUUGAGUGUUGGCGAUAGCUUCUUUGUCUCGAAGGACUAUCUUCCCCGACCCAAAUUAAGCGACCGAGAGGUUGAGCUCACGAUACAGUAUAUGCGCACGCAUCACAUACAAAACUUUUGCCCGUCUGAGGAACUGAUUCAUCGCUUCACUUGCGAGAUUUCUAGUCUUGUUGAGCGGAUUUUCGACCGAGAAUUUUUGCUCAAUACAGCGAGCUACAAACUAGAUCUGAGGCGAGAGCCAUCGUUUGGACGUGAUCCACCUGGUAACCCGGUGCAAACACACCGCAUGUCGAUGUCAGUUUUACCGGAUAUGCGAGGCAGCGUAAGUGGUCAAAGAUAUGCGAACAGCUCACAUCAAUUCCGGCGGUCAUCCCCAAAUUUGCUCGACUUUUUCGAGUGGCGAUCCAGCGGAGGCGGAGACGCCAAUACCCCCAAGCCGCAAUCGUGUGAGCUCCAACUGGGGCUAGAUAUUGCUGGAGGAGAUGAGUAUAACGGGCUCCCUGACCGGUCGAUGAUAGUCGGGCUACUUUUAAGUGAUUUAGGAUUGGAGUUCUUGGAACGAGGGUCGGAUGUUGAUAUUUACAUGCAGCAAACGGGACGCAUGGUUCUUGAUGGCGAUAGUGGCAUAUAUCAGCCAAUUCUUGACAACAUUUCUGUACAGACAAAUCCAAUGGCCAAGCUUCGGGGACUUCACACGCUUGUGGAAGUAGCAAGAUACCAGCCGAGUUUACGGGGUGGCGGGGAUAUUGUGAAUCGUGACGACAUGGUUCAGGAGCUCAGCCAAAGCUUGUGUCGUGAGCCCGGCACUUUAUUCCGGGACCUUCAGCUUAUUGCGGCGUUUGUUCCCAUCAAUGUUCUUGACAGCACCGCAGAGGGCCAAGCGUUCUGGGACGUGGCUGAGGUUGCCUCGUCAAUUGUUGAACUGGCAAUGAGUAAAAGUAUGGGGCUCGCUCAGCGCAUUCUCAAGUAUCACAUGGAGACUGCGUUCGCGAGUUCGGUUACUACGAGCGGUAUUUCCGACGUGGUUGCCAUUUGGUCUUUUUGUGCCCGGUAUGGACGAGCUGCGGCUCAACGGCGUCUCGCGCAAUUGUACAUGGACUUUCCACAUACCCAGCUAGAUGUGAUGCCUUUCAGUCGUCCCGGCGUAAUUUUUGAAGGCGUCGAGCCUUCGGGCGUCCGUGAGGCCGUGGCGGCCCAUUGGAUGCAGCACGCCGCCGACCGGGGCGACGCUGAGGCCCAGCAGUGGUGUCAACAGCGGCUUUACUAG